Messenger RNA from Penicillium canariense, 1098 nucleotides. RefSeq lists its product as uncharacterized. Gene Ontology annotation, cellular component: cytoplasm. Gene Ontology annotation, biological process: protein prenylation. The transcript has a single exon. Lineage: Eukaryota; Fungi; Ascomycota; Eurotiomycetes; Eurotiales; Aspergillaceae. Gene Ontology annotation, molecular function: protein prenyltransferase activity. The record is from RefSeq and is a predicted model, not a curated record. The coding region runs from base 1 to 1098 and encodes 365 amino acids.
AUGACGACUCCCGAAGAUGCAUUCCAGCGGCUCGCCGGCGUCUUUGCUUCUCGAGGCAAUGCGAUCCUCGAAAUCGAGAUCAUCCCGCCGAGUCUAGGCUCUCCCUUUCUCCGGGAUGUCUGCUCUAUUGGCAUCACCAAAAAGGCUCUGGUGCAAGCCUUCACGGUCGCACGACGGCUCUUCGUCAAACAUCAAGCGUCUAUGACAGCCGAUGCCUUGCUCGCCAGUCUUUUAAAACCGAACAUGACACCCGGCGAGGAAUCAGAUCUUGUUACCACCGAGAUCGUCUUGCUCUUCGACUGCGAGCACCUGACAGCCUGUAACUGGCGCAAACGUCGACUACUAGCGGCCCUGACGCGCCGGCAGAAUGCUUCGAAUCAGACACGCGAGUUGGUUCAAAUGUUCAAGACGGAGCUCACGCUCCUGCAGAGCUAUCAAUGCUCACCACUGCAUAGACAUACGAAAUCUCCCACCCUGUGGUCCCAUCGACUGUGGGUGCGGAAGCAGCUACUCCAACUUGAACUACAGAGCCCCCAAGCUUUGUUGGAUCUGGAGCGCGAAGAGCUGGACGUAGUCCUUCGUGCCGCCGCGCUUCACCCCAAGAACUACUAUGCAUUCACCUACAUGCGCCAGAUACAUGCUCUCCUCGCAAGCACCGCCACAUCCGCCAAGGGCCAUCCAAGUUGGGCGGGGGAACUGGCAAGAGUUCUCCUGGAUCCCGUGUUGGACUGGUGUCUUGCCAGACCACGCGAUAUAUCUGGCUGGACUUUCGAGAUAUAUUUACUUGGUCACGUUUCAGAGCAGUCGGCCCGAUCCGAAACUGUCGGCAGAGUGCUUCGCUUUGCGCGAGAUAUCGGGUGGGAAGGCGAAAGCCUGUGGACGUUCAUUGACCAGGCGGUCCGACAAUUUGGCCUGGAGAGCGUGGUGGAUGAGACUUUCCUGCAUGAUACAGAGCAGGCACCGCAUGUACCUGCACCUGCGUCUACCACAGUCGACCAGCAGCCUCCACCGAAAUGGCCGUGGCGUGCCCGGCUGGCGAGGGCCCGGGCUUACUGGGCUGUAUAUGGACACGGUCAUGGGCCCGGUCACGAUACAUGA